AUGACAAGCAAUCAAACAAUCCUGAAGGAAUUCAUUCUCAUAGGCUUCUCUGCUUACCCACAUGUACAGACCUUGCUCUUUGUUGUCUUCUUUUGCCUCUAUAUGCUCACUCUUGCAGGCAACCUGGCCAUCAUGGGCUUGACUUGGGUGGACAGAUCUCUCCACACACCCAUGUACCUCUUCCUCGGUGCUCUCUCCUUCUCUGAGACCUGCUAUACCCUGACUAUCAUCCCCAAGAUGCUAGUGGAUCUGCUGGACAAGGACAGCCACAUUUCAGUCCCAGGCUGUGGCUUGCAGAUGUGCUUCUUCCUGGGUCUCGGUGGAACCAACUGUAUCAUUCUCACCUUGAUGGGGUAUGACCGCUUCCUGGCCAUCUGCAAGCCCCUCAGAUACCCUCUUCUGAUGACCAAUGUUGCAUGUGGACAAUUUGUGGUCUCUGCUUGGGCUGGAGGCUUCUUGAUUUCUCUAAUAGAGACGGCACUGAUAUUCAGAGUUUCUUUCUGCAUACCCAACCUCAUCCAACACUUCUUCUGCCAUAUGAGGGCAGUUGUGAGGCUCUCCUGUAUAGACCGUGACUUCACAGAAUUCAUUGUAACACUGAUGUCAGUGUCGGGCUUGCUGAGUACAUUCUUGCUCAUCCUCUUGACUUAUCUGUUCAUCCUUUCUUCUGUACUCAAGAUUCCUUCUGCUGAGGGUAAACAAAAGGCAUUUUCCACCUGUGCCUCACACCUCACUGUGGUCAUCAUCCACUUUGGAUUUGCAUCUAUUGUUUAUCUGAAGCCAGAAGCAUCAGGGGGAGAUGACACCCUCAUGGCAGUUCCUUAUACUGUCAUUACCCCUUUCCUCAGUCCCAUCAUAUUCACCCUGAGAAACAGGGAUAUGAAGAAUGCUUUAAGAAAGAUCACAAGAAAGACCAUAGUCUUGAAAAAAUGA
Messenger RNA from Acomys russatus (golden spiny mouse), 933 nucleotides. Its product is annotated as olfactory receptor 10X1-like. Gene Ontology annotation, cellular component: membrane. The transcript has a single exon. Gene Ontology annotation, molecular function: olfactory receptor activity; G protein-coupled receptor activity. The coding region runs from base 1 to 933 and encodes 310 amino acids. The record is from RefSeq and is a predicted model, not a curated record. Gene Ontology annotation, biological process: G protein-coupled receptor signaling pathway. NCBI's taxonomy places the organism in Eukaryota, Metazoa, Chordata, Mammalia, Rodentia, Muridae.